AUGCUCGGCGUCAAUGAUGGUGAACAUAUAAUCCUGUAUUCUCGGGACGAUCGAGGAGGAAUGGAGUACAGUACCAAAUUCUCCUGGCUGUUGAAGGCACGCAUUCCUUCUUUCCAUUUCUCUUUGGUUACCCAUAUGUCUUAUGGUCACGAGAAGUCAUCAGUUCUUGAUGGCGGCUUCGCUUUGUGGGAGAAGAAAGGACUUGAAAUUAGUACUGAAGACGUACAGCUUCCGGCUGGAACGUGGAAGGCCAAAGAUAAUAUCGCUCCUAACAAUAUCAAAUAUGAGGAGUUGAGAAAGGAGGAAGGUGGAAAGCAGUACAUAGAGCGGACUGACGAAGUAAACUUUCUGGAUGCUCGCAUUCGUGGUCAGUUCAAUGGCACCGAGGAUACGGGGAUGGAUGUGCAU
This is a messenger RNA of Ostertagia ostertagi, 408 nucleotides long. The record is from the annotation of a GenBank genome assembly. NCBI's taxonomy places the organism in Eukaryota, Metazoa, Nematoda, Chromadorea, Rhabditida, Trichostrongylidae.